This is a messenger RNA of Ceutorhynchus assimilis (cabbage seed weevil), 714 nucleotides long. The record is from the annotation of a GenBank genome assembly. Lineage: Eukaryota; Metazoa; Arthropoda; Insecta; Coleoptera; Curculionidae.
AUGAUGGAUUAUAGAUUGAAAUGUUGCAAGAAAAAAGAUGUCAAUAGUUUUUGUUGUAAAUCAUGUCUAGGAGUGUUCCAUCCAUCAUGUAUGGAAAGAUAUAAAUCAGUAAGAGUAAUUUAUAGAAAUACCAUAUAUUGCUCUGAAGAAUGUGCUGAGAAAGAUCUGUUAAUUGAAAAAGCAGAGACAGAUAGAGAAAAACAAUUUCAAGAAAUGAAUCAGGAAAUUUUGGAGCUUAAACAAGAGCUUAGAGCCAAGCAAUUACAUAUCAAAAGAAUGGAAAGACGCACCCAAGAUUUUGAGAACGAUAUAUUUGAGGACGAACAACGAAGUAUAGAGAAAAUUAAUGAACUGAAUGAUAGUAUGAAUAAAUUGAAAUUGGACAUAGUUAAAUUGAACGAGGAAAACAAUGUUUUCGCCUCAGAAAAGGUUAUUAUGCAAGAGGAGUUGAAUAAAGCGAAUAAACAAUACCAGGAGCUUAUGGAAGUAAAUCGUAAUAUUAUUGACUCCAUCAGAAUAUUGGAGGCUGAAAAUAAAAUUUAUCAGAGGGAAAUUGAACAUUUCAAGGAGCAAGCAGAGUUGAUGAUUGGACCAGCCAUCUCCCAGAACUCACUUAUUGUGGAGGAACGCCCAGUUACACAGCCUGUUAAAUCCAAUAUAAAUGAACCAGUUUCUGCUAUGAGCCCACUCCGCAUGGAUGUAGUAAUAGAAUAG